Messenger RNA from Corvus hawaiiensis (hawaiian crow), 1801 nucleotides. It is a transcript of the gene HNRNPA0, whose product is annotated as heterogeneous nuclear ribonucleoprotein A0. The record is from RefSeq and is a predicted model, not a curated record. The transcript has a single exon. Bases 323 to 1258 code for a protein of 311 amino acids. Lineage: Eukaryota; Metazoa; Chordata; Aves; Passeriformes; Corvidae. Gene Ontology annotation, molecular function: RNA binding.
GCACCAGUCGCCGGCCGCGCUCCCGAGAAGCCGCCGCCGCCAUUUUGUGCGCGCCUGUGUUCGCCCCCACCCCCGCCCGCCUUUCCGGGGGAGCGGCGGCACCGGGGACGUCCCGACUGUGCUGCCGGUCAGGUGAGGCGGAGCGGAGGCGCCGGGCCGCGCCGAGGGAGCCACCGCCGGCGGCCGCCGCAGCCGUGAGGUCGCGUUGCUUGCAGGGGGAAGAAGCGGCAAGACGGAGCAGGGGGGGAAAAAACCUCCGGAGCUGCCCCCAAACAGGAGGAGGAGUCUCGGCGCCAGGCCCAGGCGCGGCACCGGCGGCAGCAUGGAGAACUCGCAGUUGUGCAAGCUGUUCAUCGGCGGGCUGAACGUGCAGACCACGGAGGCCGGGCUGCGGGAGCACUUCGCGGCCUACGGCACCCUCACCGACUGCGUGGUUGUGCUCAACCCGCAGACCAAGCGCUCCCGAUGCUUCGGCUUCGUCACCUACUCGGCGGUGGAGGAGGCGGACGCCGCCAUGGCCGCGUCCCCCCACGCGGUGGACGGGAACGCGGUGGAGCUGAAGCGGGCCGUGUCCCGGGAGGACUCGGCCAAGCCCGGCGCUCACGCGAAGGUGAAGAAGCUCUUCGUGGGCGGCCUCAAAGGGGACGUGGGCGAAGGGGACCUGGUGCAGCACUUCAGCCAGUUCGGCCCCGUGGAGAAGGCCGAGAUCAUCGCCGACAAACAGAGCGGGAAAAAGCGCGGCUUCGGUUUCGUCUACUUCCAGAACCACGACGCUGCCGAUAAGGCGGCCGUGGUCAAGUUCCACCCGAUCCAGGGCCACCGUGUGGAGGUCAAGAAGGCCGUGCCCAAGGAGGACAUCCAGGCGGGCGGGGGAGGCGGCGGCUCUUCCAGACCCUCCCGGGGAGGCAGAGGAGGAGGAAGGGGUCGGGGCGGCGGCGGCUCCGGCAACCGGGAUCACAACGGGCUUUCCAAAGGAGGCGGCGGCUACAACAGCUACGGCGGCUACGGCGGGGGAGGAGGCGGCGGGUACGGCUCCUAUGGCAGCGGUUCCUACGGAGGCAGCGGCGGAGGGGGAGGCGGCGACUACGGCAACGGGUACGGCGGGUUCGGCAGCUACAGCCAGCACCAGUCCUCCUACGGCCCCAUGAAGAGCGGCGGAGGAGGUGGAGGAGGGGGCGGCAACUGGGGGGGCCGCAGUAACAGUGGACCGUACAGAGGAGGCUAUGGUGGGGGAGGCUACGGGGGCGGCUCUUUCUGAGCUGGAGCGCCCAUACCCAUUGAGGGGGGGGCGUGGAGAGCCCUCCCUUCGAUACGGGGCAGUUUCUAAAUGGUUUCUCCCCUCAUUCGCCGAAGGGCAGCUCCUUUUAAAUGCCUCCCUGCUGUGGGAGCGGCUCCUAAAUGCCCCCUGAGGGUCGCCUCUGCUGCCUGUGCCACUUCUUUCUCUCUGAAGAUGGACUGGGCCCCACAUACACAUAUUUUGUGUUACAGUCAUUGAUGGACUCUAUUUUUUUAUUAUUACUUGGACCUUGGUCGUUUUUAUACUAGCAACGAAAAAUGUCUUGUUUUGAUUUGUUUUUUGAGGGGUGCGGGGUGGGAAGUGUCUUGCUGAUCUGGAGUAAAAACUGGGGAGGGCUAGGGGGGAAUUUCCUUUGUUGUAAGGACUCGAUACCUGGAUACUACGUUUUUUUCUACAAAAGCUACUCGGAUCCCAUGACUGACUUUUAACAUUUCUGUAAAGGAGGAAAAAAUGGUUUUUACGUUUUUUAUUUUUUAAAUAAAUCAUUGUGUUCAUUGACCUUUA